Molecule: messenger RNA, 579 nt
Organism: Acanthocheilonema viteae
Lineage: Eukaryota; Metazoa; Nematoda; Chromadorea; Rhabditida; Onchocercidae
Source: the annotation of a GenBank genome assembly
AUGAUAAUUUUCAGGGUUGUGUCAUAUGCAGUGCCUCCGCAAGAGAUUCUUUCAAAGGAUUCGGUAACGGUUUCUGUUGAUGCCGUUGUCUAUUUUCGUACGUCUGAUCCUAUUGCUUCCGUGAACAACGUGGACGAUGCCAUAUACUCUACGAAAUUACUCGCUCAAACAACUUUGCGUAACGCUCUCGGCAUGAAAACUUUGACAGAGAUGUUAACAGAACGAGAAGCCAUUGCACAACUUUGUGAAACCAUUUUGGAUGAGGGAACAGAACAUUGGGGUGUUAAGGUGGAACGAGUUGAAGUGAAAGAUAUUAGAUUACCUCAACAGUUAACACGUGCGAUGGCAGCAGAAGCUGAAGCUGCACGCGAAGCUCGUGCGAAAGUAGUCGCAGCAGAAGGUGAACAGAAGGCAUCUCGAGCACUUAAAGAGGCUGCCGACGUAAUUCAAUCCAAUCCAGUGGCUUUACAGUUGCGACAUCUGCAAGCAUUGAAUAGCAUCGCAGCGGAACACAAUUCAACAAUCGUUUUCCCCGUGCCGGUGGAAAUGUUUGGAGCAUUUAUGAAAAAAGAUAAUUAA